AUGUCUAAAUUCUUCUACUACUUCGCCUAUGGUAGUAAUUUGCUGAAGGAACGGAUUACAGUGCAGAUCAAAGGUGCCGAGUACGACUGCAACGGAGUGCUGAAGAAUUAUAAGUUGGAUUUCGUCGCAAGCUCAAAACGGUGGCAUGGUGGUCUCGCAACGAUAAAAGAAAAACGCGGAGCUGAAGUUCAAGGUUGUGUAUGGCGAGUUCCCGAGGAGUUCGCAGAGGAGCUGGAUCGACAAGAAGCCGGAUAUCAUAGGUUGAGCGUACCAAUCGAAUGCGCUGACUGUAUUGUCGAAUGCCGAACUUAUCAAUAUUCCGACGAAAAAGCAUCCUCCGAACCACCCUCACCUCAUUACAAGACAGUGAUCAUCGCCGGAGCAGUUGAGAACUCACUACCAGCAGCCUAUAUCAAGACACUAGGAGCUAUUCCUGACAACGGGUACAAGGGGCGUGUAGAGGUUGACAUUGAUGUGAUCAGACACUUGAAUCGAGCAUAA
Necator americanus (New World hookworm) is the source of this 501-nucleotide messenger RNA. RefSeq lists its product as uncharacterized. Bases 1 to 501 code for a protein of 166 amino acids. The record is from RefSeq and is a predicted model, not a curated record. Lineage: Eukaryota; Metazoa; Nematoda; Chromadorea; Rhabditida; Ancylostomatidae. Gene Ontology annotation, molecular function: gamma-glutamylcyclotransferase activity. The transcript has 5 exons.